AUGAAUCGACCAAGCUCUAUGGAACUUUCUCCACCUCCCUCCAACAAUCACUUUCAUGUGGUUGGCGGUAACGGUUAUCCUGUUCAAUUGUCUUAUGGAGGCUGGCAGCAGAACACUCCAGUCUCCCAACUUCCUGCUCCACGAGGCAUGCCAUCUGGCAACUGGAGAGGUUCUCAGCCAUCUACAAACCCCAUGAACAGCUCUGUCCCCGGUGCUAAGCACUCACUCAUGAAUUCUCCAACUCAUCCCUCCUCUUCUUCCAACCACGACGGCGGGCCUGUGAGCAUCUCCGAUUGCCUCAACGGUUAUGCGUACUGUGUAAAGCGACCUGACGGGCUAUACACAAGACUGAUUCCGGCAGACAUGGUCCCAACCCUCAUCGAGCUGCCUGCUACUCAGACCAGCGCCCAAGGAAUGGUACUGCUUCCGGAUCUGCACAUGCAGCCACCACAAGGGGUUCCUGGGAUGAAUCAGCCUGUCACAUUCAAGGCUCCAACUGGCCCAGCAUCUGAUAUCCUCCAGACCAGGAUUGAUCGUAUUGUUGCAACAUCACCUACUCAACAACGUAGAACCAAGAUCUAUUGUGACAAAUGGAUCCACGACGGCACCUGUGCCUUUACUCAGCAAGGUUGCAAAUACAAACACGAAAUGCCCUUCGACAAGGCUACGCAGCAGUCUCUGGGCCUGUUUCAUGGGUUCCCCAAGUGGUGGCGAGAUCACCAGGAGGAGCUUCAGAAGCACCGCAAUCGAGACUUGCGUGCCAUUAGCAGCCAAGUCAUCCUUCAGUCGGGCUGGCGAGAUGAUGGCAAUGAGGAUGUCCCUCAGACCGCGACAGUCCUGGCUCCCAUUGGCCCGGAGAGAAAUCAGAAAUCAAGCAAGAAAAAUCGCCUCUCUCAGACUCGCGAGGGGCUGCCUAGUGCUCCAGCAUCUGAGAAGCGCUCACUAACAGGGUCGGAGACUGAAUGGUUCGUGGGUUCGACAGCAUUCCAGGGCUGGAACGGUUCUUCGCCUCGCCGCUCUUCGGUCUCAGCUGGUCAUUAUGUUCGCUAG
This is a messenger RNA of Fusarium tjaetaba, 1050 nucleotides long. RefSeq lists its product as uncharacterized. The record is from RefSeq and is a predicted model, not a curated record. The transcript has 3 exons. NCBI's taxonomy places the organism in Eukaryota, Fungi, Ascomycota, Sordariomycetes, Hypocreales, Nectriaceae. Bases 1 to 1050 code for a protein of 349 amino acids. Gene Ontology annotation, molecular function: metal ion binding.